GCAAGGGGCUCUCUCGCGGAGAGAUAGGCUCUAAAAGCGCUCGGAGUGCCUGGACGGACUGAGGAUGACUGCCUGUGGACUACAUUGCAGCUGGGCUGACAGAAUAAGUGAAAUCUUACUAAGAUGUAAGGUCUCUGUCUCUUUCUUUCUGCUGCAUUUGAUUCUGGCUACUUCUGGCAGAGCUGAGGUUGGUUUCUUGGGAAGAUACAGAGCUGUGUUUAAUACUUCAUGUGAAGAUGCCUGGACUUUAUCACCAAGGAUUUCUGUGCCUGCUCUUAGAAACUUCACAGUUUGUGUUUAUUUUAAGCUGUACAGUCCCAAAAAUAACUGGACAGCAUUUGUCUACAGCAAAGCACCAGAUGGUAAUUUAUCAGCAUCAGACCACUAUGAACUUGGACUGACAGGAAGUCGUGAUAAACUCACUGUUUGGAUGUUUGGCAAAGAAAUCACCUGGUCAGAAGAACUGGAUGAGGACACCUGGUACCAAAUAUGCAUAAGAUGGCAAAGUGGACGCCAGGAAGCAAGUGUUUAUAUUAAUGGCAAAGAAAAAAGGUCUGAAAAAUUAUCUGAAACCAGACAACUUCUUGCAAAUGGGCAACUUUUACUUGGAUGCCCACAAAAUCCUGACGUGUCCUCACCUUCUCCAGAUGGGAUGGUUGGUGAACUGUACAUGUUCAGAAUGUGGUCUAGUGGAGAUAUAAAUCAUACUCAAGAUUGCCGAGAUGGCACUAUUAUACGCUGGAGAAAUAAUAACUGGGUCUACAAUAAUAAGACUAAAGAAUACAGCCGCUCUUUGCCUUGUGCUGAUGCUACUGACAUUUCAUCAGGAUUUGACAAACUUUCAAGCACACCAGCAGACUCAUCCAUUGUCACUUUUGUCACCUAUCCUAACAGUGCUACAGACCCAUCUACAGCUGUAACUCUGAAUACUGCAGAAAUGACGACUGGGAUGGAAUAUUUUCCAGCAACAAUGGGAACAAAAGGCAUAGACAAUAAUGUAUGUAACUUAUCAGUCCUUUGUAAUGAUACAGUUUUCUACAUGGGCACUAUGAAAUUUCAAACCACUGAAAACAGCUCAGAUACUUCAUACAACCUGAAACUACAUUAUCCUGGGGACAACACCAGUCAGUAUGAAAUAAAGGCUACUUCAACUGCACUGUCACGAGUAAAAAUUUCAGAUUUCAAUGAAACACUUCAGAGGUUAAGUGAUUCUUCCCUCAUGCAAUGUGCUCCAGUCAAUCAGAGUAUAUCAGACUGCAAUUUCAUAAUCAAGCUGCAGAAAAAUCUGAAUAUAAGUUACAUAUUAUUAGAUUUACAAGAAAAAGCAGAAAUCGGGCCAGUUGAGUCAUGCUGUUGUUCACCUUUGGAACCUCACACUUGUCCCUCAACAGUUGAAGAGCUGCGACUACUGCAGUGUGGCAUGCAUGAAACAGUUGCUUGCACUGGCUCUAGUACUGGCUUACCGGUUGCUUAGCCUUCUUUUGUCACUCCUUUUUUGACUGGGCUGACAACAGCAGAAUAUUCUAAUAUAUCUACUCUGUGGAAUACAAAUACACAUCCUCCCACUGAAGAGAUUACUCCUGCACCUUCUAUAAAGUCUACAAAUACAGUUGGUCCAUUUGGAACAACUAAUCCAGCAUUUUCUGCGAUGCCAUCUACCAAGACUACUACUUCUUUGGCAGUACCUUCCAUCACUGCAGCACCUCACAGUUCCUCUUCCACCAAAACUACAGCAGCAGCUUUCACUUCCAUGUUGUCCACUUCUUUUGUUACACAUUCUACCACUGGUGAUGCUGGAAAUACAAGUAAAGCCACCACAGAACAAGUAUCCCAAAAUCACCCAAACAUUACUGAUAGCAGUGGUGGCCCAGAUGUGGAGAAAAUAGUAUCUCAGCUGGAAGGCAAUUUGACUGCAGAAACAAUAGCGCCCUCUUUUGCAAAAACAAUGCUGGAAAGUGUUAGCUUUCUCCUAGACAAGCCACAAUCACAGAUAUCUCCAAUGUCUAAAAGAAUAAUAAAAAUAGUGGAUGCAAUUGGCUUAAAAUUGAACUUCUCGACAGAAUCCAUUGAACUGACCUCUUCUGCCUUGGCUCUGGCUGUCCUAAAAGUCAACAGCAGUUCCUUUAACAGUGUAUCUUUUGCUGUUGAAGAUUCCUCAGACCUCCAGGUUACUCUUGGAACACAAGUACCUACAAACAAUGUUGGAGCCAUUACACUUCCAUCCUCAGUAAUGUCAAAUUUGCCAUUUCAAGAUAAGCAUCUGGCUUCUAGAAUUACAUUUAACUUUUUUGAGAAGACGACUCUCUUCCAGGAUCCUUCACUGAAAAAUAUGUCUCUGAUCAGUCAUGUUAUAUCAUCAAGUGUUGCCAACCUCACAAUUAACAAUCUGAAGACAAAUGUUACCGUCACCCUAAAAAGUGCGGGGCCCAGUCAGGAUAAUUCAACAGUAAGAUGUGCCUUCUGGGACUUCACUAAAAAUGGUGGUGUUGGGGGCUGGGCAUAUGAAGGCUGUGUAGUUAAAGAGAGAAGAAGCAAUGAAACCGUCUGUAGCUGCAACCACCUCACAAGCUUUGGAGUUUUACUGGAUUUAUCGAGAAAUAUCACUAUACCCGCUAUUCAAGUGCUAAUUUUAACUUUCAUCACCUACAUUGGUUGUGGUCUUUCAGCCAUUUUUCUUUCCAUUACCCUUGUUACAUACAUUGCAUUCGAGAAAAUCAGAAGAGAUUAUCCCUCUAAAAUCCUUAUCCAGCUAUGUGUUGCCUUGCUCCUGCUGAACCUAGUUUUCCUCCUGGAUUCCUGGAUUGCUCUGUAUGAAAACAAAAAACUGUGCAUAUCAGUUGCUGUGUUUCUCCAUUAUUUCCUUUUGGUUUCCUUCACUUGGAUGGGACUUGAAGCUUUUCACAUGUAUCUUGCCCUUGUUAAAGUGUUCAAUACUUAUGUUAGGAAAUACAUUUUGAAGUUCUGCGUUGUUGGCUGGGGGGUACCAGCAAUAGUCAUAGUCAUUGUGUUGGCAAUAUCUCCAGAUAACUAUGGACUGGACUCAUAUGGAAAGUUUCCCAAUGGUUCAUCUGAUGAAUUCUGCUGGAUUAACAGUGAUAUUAUUUUUUACAUCACUGUUGUGGGAUACUUCUGCAUCAUAUUCUUAUUAAAUAUCAGCAUGUUUAUUGUUGUGCUGAUUCAGCUUUGCAGAAUCAAAAAGAAGAAACAACUUGGUGCCCAGCGAAAAACCAGUAUUCAAGAUCUCAGAAGUGUUGCUGGUCUUACUUUUCUACUAGGAGUUACUUGGGGAUUUGCCUUUUUUGCAUGGGGUCCUGUAAAUCUUGUAUUUAUGUAUCUCUUUGCCAUCUUUAACACUUUGCAAGGUUUUUUUAUUUUUAUCUUCUACUGCGUAGCGAAGGAGAAUGUUAGGAAGCAAUGGAGAAGAUACCUGUGUUGUGGGAAGUACAGACUGGCUGAAAAUUCCGAUUGGAGUAGAACAGCUACUAAUGGGUUAAAGAAGCAGAAUGUUAACCAGGGUGUAUCCAGUUCUUCCCACUCCUUACAAUCAAACAGCAACUCCACUAAUUCCACCUCAAUGCUGAUGAAUAAUGAUCAUUCAGUACACGCAAAUGGGAAUGGUAAUGCCCCUAGUGAGAAGAAUGGAGUUUCUUUCAAUGUGCAGAAUGGUGAAGUACAACUUCCUGACUUUUCAGGAAAACAAUUUGUAUUACAGGAAAAUAAUGACACCGGCCUUAAAAAAUCUUGUAUUUCUUUGAGAAGGACUUCAAAGAGGGGGAGCCUGCAUUUCAUUGAACCUAUGUGAUAUUUUAAAAAGGAGUCUUCAUUCUAAAUCCAGUAAUGACAUACAGGCUUAUUUUCAUUGUUUUAUAUGAUGUAAGAAGACUAAGAAGGACAUUAUUUAAUAUAUAAUAGCAAAGCUUCAAGGCAGCCUCAAAUGAUCAAGACUUUGUAUUUUUAUUUUCUUUUAACAUCAGUGAUACUGAAAAGGUACUUUAGACAAAGCACUAUGGCUAGAAAACAUGGUUAGCAUAAUCUGCUUUUUUUAAAGAUAAGAUGUAGAAGAUAUUUUUGCAAUUUAAUUAUAAAGUUGAAAGUUAAGAAAAACUCAAAACAUUGUGUAGUAAAGUUGUACUGAUACAGAAAACAACAAACUAAAUGUCAAAAGAGAUGCUUAAAUUCUCUUUCAAAAUAAUAUGUCUAUAUUAUUUCCUUCCAUUACGAUGUAGCCACAUACAUCGGAGUAUGUAUAUAGACAAAACAACAUCUACCUUUGAUUAUGUUAUUAUUUUAUAUUUAUUUCUUGUAAAUUAAAUUUAUUAUUCAUUUGUACAGAAAAAUAUGCAUGUGUAGUCUUGAAGCUUUAUUGCAAUUAUAAUUUGGUACAAAGUUUAUGAUUUCAGUUAGAUUUACAUUUAAAGCUUGUCCUAGAUAGAUAGCCAUGGAAGUCUCAUAUUGAAAACAACAGAGACUCUUGUGGUAUCUUAAAGAUUAACAGUAUUUAUUAUAACUUUUCAUGGACUAUAGAUCUCUUCAUUAAUCCUUUUUGUUACAUAACUUUAAUCCAAUAUAAUUUGGUAAGAGCAAUGUUGGAAGAACAUGUAAAAUGCAAAAGGGAUUUCUCUAAAAAUAUAGAAUCUCUGUUUGCUGCUUGAUCAGGUUUAUCACAAUUAAAAGUGCCAUAUGAAAGGCUAAUAUCAUACUUUUUAAAAAAUCCCUGUAAUUCUAAGACUGUUAGUGCUAAAUCUAUUACUGUCUUCCCUAGAAUAGUAUAGCAGUAUUAAAAUAAAGCCAGUUAUACAGGCUGAGGCUUGAAAUGUGCUUCAGAUAGUGAGCAUCCCAUGAAAUUCAUUGGGGGAAUGAAUUGCAAGGGAAAUCCAUCCUUCAUUGCUCUUUUUGAAGGGACAACUUUCUAUUACUCUCAAGGCAACAAUUGCAGGGAGGAACAUCCGCAAGCAUGACUUAAUUCUUCCAGGACUAUUGUAUCCCCUAACUGAUGAAAGAUAUGGACAUGAGCCAUCCAUGGCUGGAAACAGGUUGGGGAAUGUGGUGAAGUGCAGAAUAAUUUUCACAAACAGUAUUUCCCUGCAAGGAAUGGGAGUCCACCCUACCUGCAGAUUUAGCUUUCAGAACCUCUGUGUGAGACAGAAUAAUUCUAUUAUAAGUAUAGAACAGCAGUUUUUCCCAGCCAAGCCAAUGAAGGCCCUUCUGUUGAGAACUUAUAUUCUUUGUCAUUUGUCAAUCAGUGCUUUAUCAUGAAAGCUACAAAGUUACUUAUUAAGUUUACCUUUCUCUGAAUUAAUUCAACAUGAAUGAAUAAUUAUAUUAAUUCUUAGUCUGUAUGAACACUAUCUUAUAUAGACGGAAAACUCAAGGACCAUUCUCAGAGGAGGAUGACUAUUAGGCCACACGUAGAUGAUAUAAAUACUGCAUGCUUUAUAAUACUGUAAUCUCAUAUUUUACAGUAGAAUAUGGGGAUAGGAGGUCCUUGAAUCAGAUCAGUGUCAGCAGUCAUUCACAGGGAAUAUUUUGUUUCUUUAAGGCUAACAAGCCAAGAUUUUUCAAAUGCCUCAGAGAUUCAACUGGACCUAAGCAGACUAAUAUUGGUAUGGCUUCUUAUCAGCAUGUGUCCAAAUAGCUGAAUAAAGCAACAAUUCAUAUUUUUAUUUUAUGGUUAUAAUUUUCCAUCCCAGCCCUAGACCGUUUGAAUGCUAAUAUGUAUAGACAGUGGCAGUUAAAAUUUUAUUCAUCAGAAGCCCAGGAAUGAAAUAACAUGAAUAGAGUAGCCAGAUGAUAUUCUUUAAAGGGUUAUAAAUAAAGCUGUGACUACACUGUGUUUGAUUCACAACCUGUAUUAUAAUCGAAUUUGAGGUCAGUGAUCACACAGGGGCUACAGAUUGAUUCUGGACUUCAGUGUUCACACUCGAUGCAAUGUGAUUCGCAUCUCAGUCUACAGUUUCUCCUUCUUUCCUUCCUUCCUCUGGUCCUGCCUCAGUUGAUCCUUUUAUGGUUUGCUAUCAAGCCGCUUGGUUUUUAAAGGGUUGUACAGUGUUCUGGAAAGGAUGGCAACAUUCCAAACUUCUUCUUAACCUGUACAGAAAUACCAUAUACCAGAGGAGUGUCUUUUGUCUCUUUUCUUCAUAUUUUUAAAACAUUUUUUUACCAGAAGUGAUCUAGCAUUAAACUUAUCACAUUAAUACUAGUACUCUAGCAUUAAUCUUAAAUAUGUAAAAUAAAAUUUAAAAAGAGGACAAUUGAGAGGAAAGAACAUGGAGGCAGGUGUUUCUGUAGUCCUGAACAUCAUGCCCCAACUGCCUGCGUUGUCAAAACACCACCUAUAGAUGUGCCUCCAGUCCUUACAGGAACAAAUCAACUGACCACAUGGGGAAAAGUCCAUUGAAAUUGCUCCAGCUUGAAAAAAGGAGAAGACCCCAGCAGCGGGGUUGGGGGGAGCUGUAUUGGGAGCAAAAAGAGUCGGAUUGAUUCAAAUUUGUCUUUAUGUGACAUGAUCAGGGGAAAAUAAUUCAAGUCAAUUCAUACUAUAACUGCAGGAAAUCCUGCAGAAAUUGAUUGUGUAAUGAUAGCCUAAAAGGGAAUUUCAGCAGGUGUGUACCUUGGCAAGAACAUUUAACCUGCUGAAUAAAUGCCUUCUACAUAAUUUUGAACUGUGCAGGAAGCUUUUGAACCUGGCCACUCUAGACAGUAGGAAACAGGAGAUUGUAGACCACAGGUAUCCUGACUAUUGCAGGAGUUAGUCCUAGCUGUAAAUUCCUGCCAUGUAAAGAUAAUGAAACCAGUUUAUGACUUGUAAUAUGACUUGUAAUUGCAUUUUUGUUCUAAUUUCAGUGGCUGGCUUGUUGAAUUUACAGAGCUUUAAAAAGUAUUUAUUCUUCUGUUGUCUGUUUUUUU
Molecule: messenger RNA, 6906 nt
Organism: Pogona vitticeps (central bearded dragon)
Lineage: Eukaryota; Metazoa; Chordata; Lepidosauria; Squamata; Agamidae
Gene: ADGRG2
Product: adhesion G protein-coupled receptor G2
Biological process (GO): cell surface receptor signaling pathway; adenylate cyclase-activating G protein-coupled receptor signaling pathway
Cellular component (GO): plasma membrane
Molecular function (GO): G protein-coupled receptor activity
Source: RefSeq, a predicted model, not a curated record